CGAGAAUCAAUUUGAGUCCAAACGAAAUGUGUGGCUCACUAUUGGGCGAGUCGUGCAGUCGGGUAUACAACCCGUUGUACAACUGGACCAUACCUUUGACACCCAUACCAAAGCCACCCGUAAAGCCUACCAGACCUCAGCCCAAAUCCGGUUCUCCUAAAUUAAAAGUCCUUCACUUAUCUGAUACACACAUCGAUCCCAUGUAUGCGGAGGGUGGGGAUGCAGUCUGUGGCGAACCCCUGUGCUGUAGGAAUGCCUCAUCAGAGAUAAGUGUGCAAAAUAGGGCCGGUUUUUGGGGCGAUUACCGCGACUGUGAUAUACCGCUCAGGACUUUGGAGCAGACCUUAAAGUUUAUCGAAAACACACAUCAAGACAUCGAUUAUGUGAUUUGGACCGGAGAUAUACCACCUCAUGAUGUCUGGAACCAAUCACGUGAUGGCCAGAUAUCACUCAUUAGACUUGUGGCCAAAACCAUACAUAAGUAUUUGGGAAACAUUCCCAUAUAUCCAGUCCUUGGAAAUCACGAGUCGGCGCCUAUUAACAGGGGUGCCUACUAUGCAGUGGUGGUGAAGCCGGGCCUCAAACUCAUAUCACUUAAUAUGAAUUACUGUAAUAACCAAAACUGGUGGCUACUGUUGAACGCUACGGAUCCCGCGGGACAACUCCAAUGGCUUAUACGGGAACUCCAGGCCUCUGAACUUACCGGAGAGAAAGUACACAUUAUCGGUCACAUCCCUCCCGGUUCUAACGAUUGUCUGCAGAUAUGGAGCAAAAACUAUAACCGAGUUGUGAACCGAUUCGAGACCACAAUCACCGGCCAGUUCUUCGGCCACACCCAUCAGGACGAGUUCGAGCUCUUCUACGAGACUAUAGCCGCUCCGAGGGCUGGCGUCUACAUCAGACCCACUAAUGUGGCUUAUAUCGGCCCCAGUAUGUCUACGUUUGGUAAUGUGAACCCCGGGUACAGAAUAUACACCAUUGAUGGCGACUACGAGAACUCGACGUUUCAGGUGAUGGACUUCGAGACCUAUUACUUGAAUCUAACGGAAGCCAACACUAAUCGGGAUUCAAAACCACUUGAAUACCAACUUUCUUAUACCGCUCGGGAGGCCUAUGGUCUGCAAGACUUAAGUCCAGAUAAUUGGCAUAAAUUUGUACUCCGGAUGAAGAAUGACAACCAAUUGUUCCAAAAGUUUUACAAAUACUUCUUCAAUAGGAGUGAUAAUAUCGGCGCCGACAAUGUGUGCACCGUGAUGGACAAUACUGGUAUCAAUGAGAAAGUCGAGCAAAAGUGGAGGGAUAUAUUGGUGAAUGGCAAAAUGGACCGGGGUAUCUCGCCUAAUGUGGACCCCGACACCCCUCCCGUUUGGUUCGACAGGAAUAAGUUUAUUAAAUCUCAAAAGUUGGCGCAUUAUAACUACGGAAGUCUACUAUUCGGUCAAUUCAUGGGUCUAUUGCUAGUGCUGUACCACUCGGACGGAUUGGCACCACUCAUAGUGACCGGCAACUCAUCUAAUGUGCAAAAACUAUUUCGACGUUAUCUGUCGACAAUGAUUCACGUGAAGUAUUGGUACCAAUUUGAUCCGUUUGACAAACACAGCAAAGCGUACAAAUCGCUCAAACACGUGAGAGGUCUGCACCGACAGGUGUCCACAUCGAUGAACGAAAAGGGCGAUCGAGUUGAGGGUCGGGAUCAACUCUGGAUACCACAGUACGGAAUGGUCCAUGCUCAGUUUUCGUUCAUUGGGUUGGUAGCCAUGUAUCCCGAAAAAUGUGGCUUACAUUCACUGCCCGCUGAAGACUUCGAUAGUUUGCUAUACUUUUGGCGAGUGAUUGGCUAUUGUCUGGGAACUGAUGAUCGCUAUAAUCUCUGUUCUGGAAGUAGCGAAGAAGUGGUGAAAUUGUGUCACUUGAUAUGGACGAGAGACUGGUACCCAGUGGUCAAUACUGUGCCACUCGACUGCCCGGGCGGUGAGGAGAUGGCGAAAGGCAUUUGUUUGGCUAUGAAUAGGGUCUCAAAGUUUAUUCGCUGGAAUGUAUUGAUGACAUACUGGACACCCAUUCUUAAGCUCACUCGACCCAUGAGAUUGCAAUCAUUUGGCGACUAUUUCUGGUAUUAUGUCAUCAAAUGUAGUAUGAGUUUUGCCACCAAAAUCCCAUUCUUCCGGUACCUCAUGUCUACCAGCGCUCGACUCAACCUCUCGAUAGCAAUCCGUUUUAAAAAUUAUAAAUACAAUAAUUUGAAGGAAGAGUACACAGACUUGAGUUACGAUAACAAGAGCUGUCCUUUUGAUGUCAAAUUCAAUUACACCGAUGUCUUCGAGACAAUCAAUGACAAAGAGUCCACAAAAUUAUAGUCAAUUCGUGUCAUAAUUCAUAUAAUAAUACUAUUUUAUACUUUUUAUUUAUAAAUAUAAUAUUAGUGUUUGCAAAAUAUUGUAUAUAAUUUUAAGGUUAAUAACAAAAUGAUAAUUACUGAUCAGAGA
Oppiella nova is the source of this 2486-nucleotide messenger RNA. The record is from the annotation of a GenBank genome assembly. NCBI's taxonomy places the organism in Eukaryota, Metazoa, Arthropoda, Arachnida, Sarcoptiformes, Oppiidae.